UGGCAAAAUACGCAACAAAAGGUGAACCUCGAUCACAGUCCGCAUCUGAGAUACUCGCUGCGUGUGUUAAUAGACGAUAAUACAGACAUGGCUUCAUCUGCACUGCGAAGAGCAAUGAUUCAAGUCGCUGGAGAACGUGACAUAGGAUCUCAAACUGCACGUAUGCUUCUUGGAAAACCAUUGUAUUCUUGCACCUAUUCCUUUCUCUGUGUCUCAUUGGAUGGAAGUCGAAGAGUUCGGACUGGAGAUGAAGAUGAUGAAAACCAAGGCGAUCAAGCAUUAGAUCCAUCAGUACUUGACCAUUAUGCUACUCGUGCUAACUGGCAAGAAAAUAACCCUGAAAUUCUUAACCUUAAUCUGGUACAAUUUGCCUCUGCUUACCAUGUCACUAAGAGGAAGCCCAAACACCGUAAACAGGAAGUAAUUAUUAGGACUUUUCCAAUUUUCUCUCCAAAUCCUUCGGGA
Molecule: messenger RNA, 465 nt
Organism: Porites lobata
Lineage: Eukaryota; Metazoa; Cnidaria; Anthozoa; Scleractinia; Poritidae
Source: the annotation of a GenBank genome assembly